GGCCGCGCCGUGGGGACCACCGAGAUGGGCCGCCUCCGGGCGGCCUAGAGGGGCGCUCGACGCCCGUGCUCGGUUCCGUAUUGGCUUUCGGAGACUCACUUCUUGGGGUUUUGAGGGGAACAGGCUCGGUUCAGGCGAGUUCUUCGUGCCAGUCUCGUCCGGCGCCAGCGUCCUCGCUUUCCUUAGCGAUUCGUCAGCACCUCGCCCCUGAACUCGCCUCUCUGACCCGGUGCUCGGGUGUCUGGGCCUCGCAGAAGCCGCCGAGGUAGCUGCGGGGCCUCCUAGAGCCCUGGUCCAGUCCCUUGCCCACCGAGGCGUGAUCGUCUUUUUUGUCCUAAAGAAGUUGGCCCAACUGCCUCCCGUGCCCGCUUUUAAGGUUCUUGCUCUUCCAAACCCAGAAGACAGUCCACGGAGCCAGGGAACAUCAGCCAUGCUCCAAAUCACUUGGCCUCAGGAGCCAGUGACCUUUGAGGAUGUGGCCGUGUACUUUACCCAGAACCAGUGGGCCAGCCUGGAGCCUGUGCAGAAGGCCCUGUACAGGGAGGUGAUGCUGGAGAAUUAUGCAAAUGUGGCUUCCCUGGCACUUCCAUUCCCCACACCUGUUCUGAUCUCCCAGCUGGAGAGAGGGGAAGCACCAUGGGGCCCAGAUCCCUGGGAAGCAGAGAUUUUGAGAGGCAUCUGUCCAGGUGGUGAGUCCUGGACUAAGACAGAAGAGCCAGUGGUAAAGCAGGAAGCCCCUGAAGAAACAGAGGUGCACAGCAUGCCAGUGGGAGGGCUUUUCAGAAACGUGUCUCAGCACUUUGAUUUUAAAAGCAAGGCACCAUGGCAGACUUUCAGUCUGAAUCCCAAUCUAAUACUUCGAGGUGGAAUGAAGUUCUACGAGUGUAAAGAAUGUGGGAAGAUCUUCAGAUAUAACUCAAAGCUCAUUCGGCAUCAGAUGAGCCACACUGGGGAGAAGCCCUUCAAAUGUAAGGAAUGUGGCAAAGCUUUCAAGUCCAGCUAUGACUGUAUCGUACACGAGAAAAAUCACAUCGGCGCAGGACCCUACGAAUGUAAGGAGUGUGGCAAAGGUCUGAGCUCCAACACAGCCUUGACCCAGCAUCAGAGGAUCCACACGGGCGAGAAGCCCUAUGAGUGUAAGGAGUGCGGCAAGGCCUUCCGUCGGAGCGCAGCCUACCUUCAGCAUCACAGGCUACACACUGGGGAGAAACUCUAUAAAUGUAAGGAAUGUUGGAAAGCUUUUGGGUGUAGGUCACUUUUUAUCGCCCACCAGAGAAUUCACACUGGGGAGAAACCCUACCAGUGUAAGGAGUGUGGCAAGGCGUUCACCCAGAAGAUUGCUUCCAUUCAGCAUCAGAGAGUUCACACUGGAGAGAAGCCUUAUGAGUGUCAGGCAUGUGGGAAAGCCUUCAAGUGGUACGGCAGCUUUGUUCAGCAUCAGAAAUUGCACCCCGUGGAGAAGAAGCCUGGCAAGGCCCUCGGGCCGUCCCUGCUGUGUCCCCAGGGCCCCUCUUCAGCCUUAGCUCCCAUGCCUUUCCAGGGCCCCUGCUCUGCUCCGGCUGUGGCCAUGCCUUCACUGGCCUUGCCACACGCCGUCCUCAUCCCUGCCUCCGGGCCCGUGUUCAUGCUGCUGCCCGCCUCUGGAGUCCCUUCUUCUCCUGUCCAAAUAGUACGAGUCUUCCAGGGUCUUCCUCCCACCGUGAAGCCUUCCCCAGUUAUUCUGACCCCUUCUCCUCACCCAUCGUGAGCUCUGUCUUGGCACUUCUCUGGCUGUUACACACAGCAGAUCUCCAACCUAAUUUAAGCUUGAUUUGUGGCUUUUACACCGUACAUGUGUUACAGCUGUUUCGGCAUAAACACCAUUGUAAUCGAGAUAUAUUUAAAGACUGUGUUUGUAUAAUAUAUUCUGUUUUUUUCUGGGUAGAAAAUGGAAAUACUUGACCUUCAUAUUGGUCCCUUUCAGGCUUGAACAGUAACGGCCGUGUCUGCAUUGUGGGGCUGCUGGUGGUCGAAGUGCUAAUAGGACGCUUUGGUGAAUUAGGGACGUUUGAGAGAGAGGACAUCCCCGCAUUAGGUCCCUGUGAUUAGAGAGGAGCAGCCUGGGAGAAACAGAGGAGGCAUUUAAGACCUGUCAGAGUUGAGAAUUGGAAUGAGCUUCCAACCAUAGCCUUUAGAAAUGAAUGCAGAUUGUUCAGUGGGUGAAGGUGUGGUGUAUUCAUGCAGUUGAAGUUGGGUUGCUAUUGACACAGAUCAUUGAGGAUCUUGUACGUCUCUGCAAAAGAUCAUUUGAAAUAACCAGUUUAAAAACAAAAAAAAACAUGCAGUGAUAACAAUUAUUUAUAUGAUCAAUAGCAAUCGUGCCUUUAAACAUGAAGCUGUUUUUUUUAAUCUUUAGUUUUGCUCUUGAUAUCUAAAU
Molecule: messenger RNA, 2416 nt
Organism: Eubalaena glacialis (North Atlantic right whale)
Lineage: Eukaryota; Metazoa; Chordata; Mammalia; Artiodactyla; Balaenidae
Gene: ZNF621
Product: zinc finger protein 621
Exons: 5
Coding region: 431-1747 (438 amino acids)
Biological process (GO): regulation of transcription by RNA polymerase II
Molecular function (GO): DNA-binding transcription factor activity; RNA polymerase II cis-regulatory region sequence-specific DNA binding
Source: RefSeq, a predicted model, not a curated record